Molecule: messenger RNA, 1744 nt
Organism: Grus americana (Whooping crane)
Lineage: Eukaryota; Metazoa; Chordata; Aves; Gruiformes; Gruidae
Gene: POLE3
Product: DNA polymerase epsilon 3, accessory subunit
Exons: 5
Coding region: 71-502 (143 amino acids)
Biological process (GO): heterochromatin formation; leading strand elongation; DNA damage response
Cellular component (GO): epsilon DNA polymerase complex; CHRAC
Molecular function (GO): protein heterodimerization activity; chromatin DNA binding
Source: RefSeq, a predicted model, not a curated record
CGGGGCAGAGGUCAGAGGGCAGCGGCGGAGCGCGCGCUUCGUACGGCCGCUCCGGGCGAGGAGGCCCAGGAUGGCGGAGAGACCGGAGGACCUGAACCUGCCCAACGCCGUCAUCACCCGCAUCAUCAAGGAGGCGCUUCCCGAUGGAGUAAAUAUUUCCAAAGAAGCUCGGAGCGCCAUAUCUCGAGCAGCAAGCGUAUUUGUGCUUUAUGCAACAUCAUGUGCAAAUAACUUUGCCAUGAAGGGGAAGAGGAAAACGCUGAACGCUGGUGACGUUCUCUCUGCCAUGGAGGAAAUGGAGUUUCAGCGAUUUGUAGCCCCUUUGAAAGAAUCCCUGGAAGUUUACAGGCGUGAACAGAAAGGGAAGAAAGAAGCAAGGAAAGAUAAAGACAAGAAGGCAGACUCAGAGGAGCAAGAUAAGAGCCGAGAGGAAGAGAAUGAUGACGAUGACGAAAGGAUGGAGGAAGAAGAGCAAAAUGAUGAGGAAGAGGUGGACAACUGAGCUUGCUGAUGAGACGUGCGUAGGGGUUGGGAUUUGUUCGGAGGGAUAUAAAUGCUGUAAAUCAACCUUGCUGUGUCCCCUCUUGUUUCCAGUAGAGCUUUGUACCGUUCCUCCGGGGCCCGUCCCUUUUUGGCUUUACCUUGUACAUAAAGGACUUCUGCUCAAGCUUUUCUCGUGGAAGGCCUGCUCCUCCCCGGGUUCCUGGGACCGGGCGUGUUGUGUUGGGUUGGCUCUGGAAUGGAGGGGGAAAAAAGACGUCGGAUGCUCAGUACAGAAGCUGGCUGGGAGAACUUGGGAGACUGUUGGAUAAGCUCGUUAAACCAACUCAGGGGCUGAGUCAAAUAGGUCAUUAACCCUUUGGGGUUUAGAAUUUACAUGAUGUCAGGAUGCUUGGAAGCUGAACAUAUGAGCUUUUUAUCCAAGUGAACUUGGGGUUUUUCUUCCUUCAUUUUCUUGCAUUCUGGCUGUGCCUUCUCUCCCUGCUGCAGCUGUGACGGCGAUACUGUGUCUCUGAACCGUACCACUCAUGCAGCAAUGCAGUGCAACCGUCCAAGGAGCGGUGGUCCGCUCAGCUGACUUUCUCCCCCAAACCAACCUAAAUUAAAAAAACUCCACAGCACUUACGAUUUCAACUAAAUACCAAAAGUGCUUAAAGCCCUGGAAGAGGAAUUUUCUUAAAAAUCUGAAGCAAAAUUAAUGGCUAGAAGGUGUCUCGGGGUGAUAAAAGGCGGCUGGAUCAACUGGUACGUUUGUUGGACAUCAGCUGUGGGCACCACUGGAUCCGAUGGUAUCACCUCCUCUGCAGACAGGUUGAUGGUUGCAGCAAGUUUAAAUGUGGUAGAAGAGAGUGGUGGAUUUUGGUGGGGUUUUUAUUCCAAUUAGAAUGGACUAAUUACAUCAGAGGUCCCUCGUUGGCCUUCAACAGUCGUUCCAGAGGUGCGGGCUGCCUCCCAGCGUGAUGGGCUCCAGGGCAGCGAGGACAGGACAUUCCUACCCUGGAGAGCCAGCCUCACGCCUGCGGUUUUUAAAAUAGCCUUCAAGAAAGAUGGGCUGAAACAAGCUGUUUGUGUCCUUAGUACUCAUAUAGGUUUGUUCUUUCAUACUUUAAUUCUUAGGUUUGAUGCCUUUCCUUUCUCUUCUCUGAGAAAGUUACCUAUUGGAAUAAGGGGUUUUUUGGGGAAAAAAUGCUUUAUUAUGUGACUUAUCUUUUUGAAGACUAAUAAACCUAAUAUUUGAACUUAA